Messenger RNA from Callithrix jacchus (white-tufted-ear marmoset), 4345 nucleotides. RefSeq names its product OVCA2 serine hydrolase domain containing (gene OVCA2). Lineage: Eukaryota; Metazoa; Chordata; Mammalia; Primates; Cebidae. Gene Ontology annotation, cellular component: cytoplasm; nucleus. Gene Ontology annotation, molecular function: hydrolase activity. The record is from RefSeq and is a predicted model, not a curated record. Gene Ontology annotation, biological process: response to retinoic acid.
AUGCUCCUUCCGCUCGGGGAAAGGCCGCUUCCGGUGUGCUUUCAUUGCGUUCUGCCGAGCGUAAUGGCCGCGCAGCGAACCCUGCGCGUCCUGUGCCUGGCGGGCUUCCGGCAAAGCGAGCGGGGCUUCCGCGAGAAGACCGGAGCGCUGAGGAAGGCGCUUCGGGGCUGCGCCGAGCUCGUAUGCCUCAGUGGCCCGCACCCGGUCCCGGACGCCCCGGGCCCCGAGGGCGCCAGAUCAGAUUUCGGGUCCUGCCCUCCGGAGGAGCAGCCUCGAGGAUGGUGGUUUUCAGAGCAGGAGGCAGACGUUUUCUCCGCACUGGAAGAGCCCGCCGUGUGCAGGGGCCUGGAGGAAGCCCUGGGGACGGUGGCGCAGGCACUGAACAGGCUGGGGCCUUUUGACGGGCUUCUUGGUUUCAGCCAAGGGGCUGCACUGGCAGCCCUCGUGUGCGCCCUGGGCCAGGCAGGCGAUUCCCGCUUCCCCUUACCGCGGUUUGUCAUCUUGGUAUCCGGAUUCUGUCCCCGCGGCCUUGGGUUCAAGGAAUCCAUCCUGCAAAGACCCUUGUCGUUGCCUUCCCUGCAUGUUUUCGGGGACACUGACAAAGUCAUCCCCUCUCUGGAGAGUAUGCAGCUGGCUAGCCGAUUCCCUGGAGCCGUCACCCUCACCCACUCCGGUGGCCACUUCAUUCCAGCGGCUGCACCCCAGCGUCAGGCCUACCUCAAGUUCUUGGACCAGUUUGCAGAGUGAGAUCAAGAAAUGUCCCUGCUCCUACAUCCAUCCCCCUUAGGGUAGUCUCAUCAUCCGUGCCCCUCCCAGGGCUCUCCACUGCUGUUGGUGGGCUUAACCAAGACCAGUUAAGAGACAACUAUUGGCUAGGUGCUGUGGCUCACGCCUGUAAUCCCAGAACUCUGGGAGGCUGAGGCAGGCAGAUCACGACGUCAGGAGUUCGAGACUAGCCUGGCCAACCUGAUGGAACCCAGUCUCUACCAAAAAUACUUUUUUUAAAAAAUUAGUCUGGGGUGGUGGCUCACGCCUGUAAUCCCAGCCCUUUGGGAGGCCAAGGCGGGUGGAUCACGAGGUCAAAAGAUCGAGACCAUCUCUCUUUUCAUCUUGAUCAACAAGGUGAAACCCCAUCUCUACUAAAAAUACAAAAAUUAGCUGGGCAUGGUGGUGUGCGCCUGUAGUCCCAGCUACUCGGGAGGCUGAGACAGAAGAAUUGCUUGAACCCAGUAUACGGAGGUUGCAGUGAGCCGAGAUCGCGCCAUUGCAGUCCAGCCUGAGCAACAAGAGCGAAACUCUGUCUCCAAAAAAAAAAAAAAAAAAAAAAAAACCGGGUGUCACAUGCACCUGUAAUCCCAGCUUCUCCUUAAGCUGAGGCAGGAGAAUCGCUUGGACCUGGGAGGCAGAGAUUGCAGUGGGCCAAAAUCGCACCACUGCACUCCAGCCUGGGCAACAGAGCGAGGACUCAUCAAUACUCGGGACUUAGUUAUAUAAGCCCCGCCCUGUAUUGAAGAAAAGGGGAGCAUAGGCCUUAACUGACAUUGACCUUGAUUAGUGAGACUCAAACAGGAAAAUGCCUGGAGAGCCCUGGAUUAAUAGGGUGAUGUGGGAAGAGCAGAGGCUGGCACCACAGUGACUGCCACAUAAUAAAGUGGCGAUUUGGAUUUGGAGCAUCUUUUUCUGGUACACACAGAAAAACACUGUCUGAUGGAAGUCACUUUCUUGGCCACCUACGCAGUCUUGUGGGCAGCACCAAGCAGGGAGAUGUUUCCAGUUGUGAGUGCCAGGACAAGCUCCUGCACAGGCACACAUUUUAUUGCUGGAAGUUUUCAGUCCCAAGCUGAAGGAAAGGAGGCCUCAGUGGCAGUGUUAGGGAGGAAUGUACAUCUGAGAAGUUUUGGGAAGAUGUCCCCUGGCAAGGCCACGGUAAUUUUAGCCUUCCUCUAUCCAGAUCACUGGGAGGUACCAUCUCUCAAACCCUGGCUGUAUGCUCAUCUUAAACUAUGAACUUGAAGGAUGAGUUGAUGCCACACCUUGGGUGGAUGCCAAAGACAGUACAGAAUCAACAGCCUCUUUUUUUUUUUGAGAGAUGACUUUUUUUUUUUUUUGAGACGGAAUUUCGCUUUUGUUACCCAGGCGCUGGAGUGCAAUGGCGCGAUCUUGGCUCACUGCAACCUCCGCCUCCUGGGUUCAAGCAAUUUUGCCUCAGCCUCCUGAGUAGCUGGGAUUACAGGCACGUGCCACCAUGCCCAGCUAAUUUUUUGUAUUUUUAGCAGAGACGGGGUUUCACCAUGUUGACCAGGAUGGUCUCAAUCUCUUGACCUUGUGAUCCACCCGCCUUGGCCUCCCAAAGUGCUGAUAUUACAGGUGUGAGCCAUCAUGUCCGGCGAGAGACAGACUCGAUCUGUCGCCAGGCGCCCAGGCUGGAGUAUGGUGGUGCAAUCUCGGCUCACUGCAAUCUCCGCCUCCUGGGUUCAAGCAGUUCUCCUGCCUCAGCCUCCCUAGUCGUUGGGACUACAGGUGCAAAGCACCAUGCCCAGCUAAUUUUUGUAUUUUUAGUAGAGAUGGGGUUUCACCAGGUUGGCCAGGAUGGUCUCGAUAUCUUGACCUCAUGAUCCGCCCGCCUUGGCCUCCCAAAGUGGUGGGAUUGCAGGUGUGAGCCACCGUGCCCGGCCAACAGCCUCAUCUUAAAUUGACCCCAUCUUCAGGGUUUCUGAGAUUGAUGCCAUUCUUUAGUGACUACGGCCAAGGCCUAGGCAACCCAGCUGGUUUUCUUUUGGGGAGUGUAGUUUUUCUUGGAUACUUUCUUUUUUAAUCUAUUUAUUACUCUCCCCUACAAGAGCUUAACCUCUCCACUGCAGGGACCUUACCUGUCUCGUCUUCCUGCCACCUUCCUUCCUGUUUUCAGUGACCGGAAGAAAUACCUGUUCCUUUAGCAACUUAGUCUGUUCCCAGCUGAAACUCCUUAGAGAAGCAGAAGCAGCAGUCUUGGUUUGAAAACUAAGCUGGAAUAUGGACUCCUCAAAUUUCCACAAUUCAGCACCUGCCCUGAAGGAGGAGGCUCCAACUAGACCCAAACCUGGUCAGUGUUAUCUAUCCUCCCUCUCUGCCAGCCACAGUAGUCCGGACACCCAACAGUCGUUCAGGGAAACCAUGAACUUUAGGACCUGGGGGCUGGGGCGGCUGAGAAGAGGAAACUGAACACAAGCCCUGAACUGCCUCUACCUUGAGUGCCACAUGCCAGCUUUGCAGGCCGCACUGGAUAUCCUGGGUGCACGUGCCUGGCGGCACCUGAACUUCAAUGAACACCUCCUCCAGGGUCUGGGACCACUGGCCCCAUGGGGUCCCACACAGAACCACCCCACUCCUCCUCAAACGGGGCCGACAUAUUCCCAUAGCCUUCCAGCCGCAGUUGCACCAGGUGGAGCUGAGCCGGUUACUUAAUUUUUGAGAUGGAGUUUAGCUCUGUUGCCCAUGCUGAAGUGCAGUGGCAUGAUCUCAGCUGACCACAGCCUCUGCCUCCCACAUUUAAGCGAUUCUCCCACCUCAGUCUCCUGAAUAGCUGGGAUUACAGGCACAUGCCAUCACGUCCAGCUAAUUUUUGUAUUUUUAGUAGAUAGGGAUUUCACCAUAUUGGUCAGGCUGGUCUUGAACUCUAGCUCAAAUGAUCUGCCCUCCUCGGCCUCCCAAAGUGCUGGGAUUACAGGCAUGAGCCACCACACCCAGCUCUCUUAAAGACAAGGUCUGGCUCUGUCACCCAGGCUGGAGUGCAGUAGCGCAAUCGGCAGCCCUAAACCAUCCUCCCAUCUCAGUCUCCCGAGUAGCUGGGGCUAUAGGCGCGCAUUACCAAGCCCAGCUAAUGUAUUUUUUGUAGAGACGGGGUUUGACCAUGUGCAUGAUGGUCUUGAACUUGGAAGCUCAAGCAAUCCACCUGCCCAGCCUCUCGAAGUGCUGGAAUUAUAGGUGUCAGCCACCUCACCUGGCCAAUUGCCACCUUUAAUGAUUUCCCUCCUACUGCCAGUACCACCUGAGAACCCCCUCCCCCCAUCAGCGCGCACGCGCGCACACACUGCUUUCUGACUUCUUUCCUGCCUCUGCAAGACAAGACGCCUGUUCUUUUUCUGGAAGAUCACACCAACUCCUAUCUAGCCAUCAGACAUAGCUGUCAAGGAGCUAAGCGACGGAGCAGGAACUGUGGUUAGGGGAUACAGCACAAAUCCUCUGGCACCUUUUUACUGACAACCAGACUGAUAUCCCUUAAGUUACCCAAAGUUCUAGGUUCCUCGAUACAGAGAGAAGCUGACCAAGAUUUAAAAAAAACAAAAACAGGAAUUAUCCCCCCAGA